AUGUCAGGUGAAAUUAGUCACGACAUUAUGCAAUGCAGAGCAUCAUUUUGUCCAUACGCGUGUUAUAAAGAUCCACGGAGGAACCAAUCAGCAACUACAGCUAGUAAAUCCAGAGCCGAUUUGUUCAACAAGGGUGGAGGUCCACGUUAUCCAUAUCCGAAGGAAGUUUGGUCCCCAGCUGGUGGUUGGUGGAGUCGACCAGCAAACUGGAAAUCUAAUACCGCAAUCAUUGGGACAGGAAUGUUGAUGAUCUGUGCCCUCACUUGGAAAAUAUCGGCCGAAAAAGAGGUACGUUAUAGACCACCUAGAAAAUGGAUUCCUUCAAUGAUGUGGUCAAAACAAUUUACAGAGGGAGAAUACAAAGAUAUGAAAUUCGACGAAGAUUACAUUAAGAAAUAG
Molecule: messenger RNA, 399 nt
Organism: Ambispora gerdemannii
Lineage: Eukaryota; Fungi; Glomeromycota; Glomeromycetes; Archaeosporales; Ambisporaceae
Source: the annotation of a GenBank genome assembly